Macaca mulatta (Rhesus monkey) is the source of this 2475-nucleotide messenger RNA. The record is from RefSeq and is a predicted model, not a curated record. Lineage: Eukaryota; Metazoa; Chordata; Mammalia; Primates; Cercopithecidae.
AGCAGACAGGUUUCUGUCUCUGCAGUCUAACAGGGUUACGGAACAUUUCUGUCCUAGAAAGUGUAGCGCGCAGGGCCCAGUCGUGGCUUUUGUCGUGAAAGAAUAUAUAUGAUGAACACAUGGUUCCGUGUGGGAGAACUGCAUUUCAGUCUUUCCUCCAAAGAGUGAGGGGAAGGAGAAAAGAAGCAGAACAGCGACAGCGAAAGGGAAACAGGGCUGUUUCUGGUUUGUUUUGUUUUCCCCUAGAAAUGCGAGCUAACAGCAUUCCUUUGCUUGCCCUGGAGGCCGUCAGUCAGGGCUGCAGUGAAGCCUGAACUUCUUGAAGGCAGGAAAAUAAGGAGCCCAGAGGCGCAGACAGCAGUUGACGACUCAGGCCAAGUUAUAAUAAAUAAAACCCUAGUGUCAAAUCCCAGGUCCUUGAAUUUUAUCAGGGGAGGACAGGCCAUUGUGAGAACAAGUAAGGAAAAGAAGUAGGUUUAUCUUAGGACUUAUAUAUGUUCUGAAGAGUUUUUUAAAUGAGCAAUUGGACGUGGCCGUUAAAGUUAUGUUUAUCUGUAAUAACAUAAAGGGAGACUGCUUCUAGUGGCCCCAAUUUUUGUAUUGAAUAAGGCAGCGCAUGAACGGACAGUUUUAAAAAUUGUAGUGGAAAUUCACAAGUACACGUCUGAACAGAGUGGAGCCGAAGCCGCCCUCUAGCAACAGAUGGUGUUUUUUGGCUACAUGGUUUUCAGUAUCCUCUUUGGCCUCCUGGCUGACAGAUAUGGCCGCUGGAAGAUUCUGCUCAUCUCGUUCCUGUGGGGAGCCUAUUUCUCCUUGCUGACCUCGUUUGCUCCUUCGUACGUCUGGUUUGUCUUCCUGCGGACGAUGGUGGGCUGUGGUGUGUCCGGCCACUCACAGGGGUUAAUCAUAAAGACUGAAUUUUUGCCCACGAAAUACCGAGGCUAUAUGUUACCCUUGUCUCAGGUGUUCUGGCUUGCGGGCUCGCUGCUCAUCAUUGGCCUGGCCUCUGUGGUCAUCCCCACCAUCGGGUGGCGCUGGCUCAUCCGCAUCGCCUCCAUCCCAGGCAUCAUCCUCAUCAUGGCCUUCAAGUUUAUUCCUGAAUCUGCCCGGUUCAAUGUCUCCACUGGAAACACUCAGGCUGCCGUGGCCACUCUGGAGCACAUUGCCAAGAUGAACCGCUCAGUCAUGCCGGAGGGGAAGCUGGUGGAGCCCGUCCUGGAAAAAAGAGGAAGAUUUGCAGACCUAUUGGAUGCUAAAUAUUUACGGACCACGUUACAGAUCUGGGUCAUAUGGCUCGGAAUCUCUUUUGCCUACUAUGGGGUUAUCCUGGCCAGUGCUGAGCUGCUGGAGCGGGACCUGGUCUGUGGUUCAAAGGCAGACUCUGAGGUGGUGGUGACUGGGGGCGACUCAGGGGAGAGCCAGAGCCCCUGCUACUGCCACAUGUUUGCACCCUCUGACUAUCGGACCAUGAUCAUCAGCACCAUCGGUGAAAUUGCUCUGAAUCCUUUAAAUAUCCUGGGCAUCAAUUUCCUGGGAAGACGGCUGAGCCUUUCCAUUACCAUGGGAUGCACGGCUUUAUUCUUCCUUCUCCUCAACAUUUGCACUUCAAGUGCCGGCCUGAUUGGCUUCCUCUUCAUGCUGAGGGCCCUGGUAGCUGCAAACUUCAACACUAUCUACAUUUACACAGCUGAGGUCUACCCCACCACUAUGCGUGCUUUGGGGAUGGGAAUCAGCGGCUCCCUGUGUCGCAUUGGUGCAAUGGUGGCGCCAUUUAUAUCCCAGGUUCUUAUGAGUGCUUCAAUACUGGGGGCCCUGUGUCUCUUCUCGUCCGUCUGUGUUGUAUGUGCCAUUUCUGCAUUUACUCUCCCCAUUGAAACAAAAGGACGGGCCCUCCAGCAAAUUAAAUGAAGACCUGCAAAGCUGUCUACCAGAUGAGAAAAAUGAAUUCUAUCUUCAGAACUGGUGCAUUUUUUAAAACUUGGUUUUACUUCUCUAUGCUACUCGGUAAUUAGUAAAGUGAUUUUUUUUUUUUAAAGGCAUAUAUGGGAAUGGGGUAGGUAACUCUGUAUUGAUCUCUUCCUUGAGGGACAAUAUAUAAAGUACUUUUAUAAAAUAUAACUUAAGCUUUCAAAGGGGUGUGAAAGGGAGAUGGUGGGGGAAAGAUGGCUUUUAUUCCUUGAAAUCAAGUCUGUAAACCUUUAUAUGAAUAAAUACUAAAUUUUAAACUUAUAUUUGAUAUUCUCCCAUGAGGUUUGUAGCUAAACUUGAACUGAAAUUUUGUAGCUAAGGCAAGAACCUGGGAUGAUAUCAUUUUCAAAACAACUAGAAUAGCCAUCAAGUUCAAAUUCAAAUUCGCCUAUGUAACUUACAGCCUCCAUAGUUUGAUGAAAAUUGCUUAUUCAUAAAAUGCUUAAAUUAGAAUGAGUAUUACACAUAAUCACCAAGAAGCAGGGAAUAAACCAAUUUUACCCCUUA